ACUUCCUACUAUUGAAAAAAAGAAGAUGAUUUAUAAUUAAAAGAUUGCUCAUCUGUAUCGAAAAAUUCAUGGGUUCACUCUAUGAUGUCCAGAGACCCCCAAGAUGGUGAAUAGGACACACAAUGAAGACAAUCAAUGAAAGCCAGAAGAUCUACUGUUAAUAAUUAAGAACAUCAAGAAUAGGCAGCAAGGGACCAAGGAAGUCAGGCUGCGCAUACAUGGACAAAGGCAAUUUCUUAGAAGACACAACUUCUAAGCAACAGAAAGAUUUGCCUUAUGAUGGGGAUAUCUCCCAAAUUAAGAUAUACAACGAUUACAAUUUUACCUCAAAAAAUGACAUCCUUGAUGUCUCAAAUCAAAUUCCUUUAACAAUAGAUGACCUUCAAGGAAAGGCUACAUAUAAAGAGACUUGCAGAAAUGCAGACAUGGCCAUGACUCUGGGUAAAAUGACUAAAACUGUUAUCAACAAAAACUAUGAUAAAGAGAAACAAUCCACUGUAAAUCUUGAUAUUCUGGCUAAUGAAAGAGACCCUUCCAAGUCAAGCAUUUCUGAUAAUUUACUCCAUCAUCCUUCCAGUGGGGAAUUCUUAAAAGGUCAAGGCAUUAAUUGUGAAACUUUCCCAGAGAUUUCUAAUGCUGACAGUUCUGAUGAAGCUAUCGUUAAAAAUAUUAUUUUGCGCUAUGUUAAGAAUUCUUGGUCAAAAGAACAAACCCCAGAACUCACAGACCAACUGAGCCCCAAAAGGGGUGGUGAAAACAGCAAUAUGCCCUGUUGUUCUCUAACUGUGACAGAAGGAAACGCCUCUGACCUAGAGGCUGCUGGAGAGAGCAGCCAUCAAGAAACUUCACAUUUUCUAACUAAAAUCAAGAGUCCGCAUGAUAAACCAAAAAGUUGCCAAGGGCAGCCACCCCAGAAACUGCAGACUGAAAAAGCAGUUUCAGGCACUGAGUUCAAACAUGGCCGUAGUCUGUUUCCUUACGAGUUAUCUGAUUUCCCUAAGGUUGCUCCCAAAGGGAAAAUCCCUAAAAAUAAAACAAUUAAUAAACCACUUACAACAGAUAAACAAGCCAGCUUUUCUCCUAAAUUGAGAGAGAAGUCAGCUAUUGUGCAAGAUAUUUUAGAAAGCAUGUCUAGGUCAAACUGUAUUGAAAGACACGGACAGAAAAGGAAAACUGCUGAACCUUCACAACAGAUAGAGAUGGAGCCCACAAUACAUAUUCACCAAGAACAUCUCACAGGAAGAGAAUCAGAGAUGAGUCUCUUUAAGGUGUCAUCAAUGUCUCAGAAAGACAUUUUCCCAAGUUCUUCUUCCAUAUUUCAGAAGAUAACCCAAGGGAAACAGAUGUGCCAGAAGUUAAAAGAAGAGACUGAUCAACUGAAGACUAAAGUACAAGAAUUUUCCAAAAGCAUAGCACAGGACUCUCCCUAUCAUUUGCAAGAUAAGAGGCUGGUCCUGGAGAAACUGCAGGGACAUCUUGAACUGCUGGAGCAGGAGUUUCUGGACAAGAAGGAGAUGCAUCUGACUUUGAAGCAAGUUCACAGGCAUGAGUCCCCAGCUGUCGGUGACUUUGAUCCAGAAAGAGAAGUGGAAGGUGAAAUCUUCAAGUUGGAGAUGCUACUUGAAGAUGUUAAAGAGAAAAUUAAUAAGGGCAAAUGUACUUCAGCCGUCUCUCUUCCUGUGAGUUCUCCAAUCAUCUCGGAUGACUUGGCAUCCAUAUCCUCUCCACCCUCAAAUGAGCCCCAAGCCAUUAUAGCACAGACCCCACCGAGCAAGAAAUCAGAGCAAAGGAGUCCCGGAGAGGAGAACCCCAUCAACACCCCGGGAAGGCAGGACCACGCAGAGACGACCAGUCCAAGCUGUGACUUUUGCCAUGGGGUCCUUGAACGGAAGGAAAACAUGGAGAAAAAAGGACACAGAAAGACCAACUGCGGAAGGUGUCCCCCUGCCAUUCCAGAAAAGGCACAGCAUGCCAGUUCGAUUCUCAGUUCUGCUGUAGGCCCCAGAUGCUCUUCUGCUUCUGGGACUGGAUUGCAGAGUAAUAAAUGUGAGAACUGUGGCACUAAGCGUCAUAAUUCCCGAAGAGUCUAUGGCAAAGAGCCACUUGAAGAAUUUCAUUAUAGAUACAACAUGCCAGGAGAGAAUUACUUAAACCCUAACGAAAGAAGUGCCUUUGUCAAGCUCUGCUUUUUAAACGAAAAUAAAAAUUCUUCACCUUCUUGUUCAAAACCAGAAUGGAUCUGUUCCCAGACAUCAAAUCCAAAAUCCUCUCAUGAUGAACAUGAGCCCAUACCAGGAAAAAAAAAUCUUAAGGUUUUCAUGACCUACCAUUCAGACCUUGCUACACCCUCACCCCAUUUCCACUCCUGCAGGAUUUCUGGAAGCAAAUCUUUAAGCAACUUUGGCAGUACCGAAGAAACAGAAUCUGAGAUUUUAAACUCGUCUUUGGCUCAUGCCCUGAGGACAGCAACCAUUUUGAAAGACACUACUGAUCGAAUGAUUACAGCUAUUGCAGAAGAUCUUGCCAAAGUACAGAGAUGGAGGAAUCGACUGAAAUACUAGUUCGACCCAAGGCAACUGAGAACUUAAAAAAAAAAGACAAAUGCAAAGAAAA
Messenger RNA from Callorhinus ursinus (northern fur seal), 2613 nucleotides. It is a transcript of the gene AKNAD1, whose product is annotated as AKNA domain containing 1. NCBI's taxonomy places the organism in Eukaryota, Metazoa, Chordata, Mammalia, Carnivora, Otariidae. The record is from RefSeq and is a predicted model, not a curated record.